Podarcis muralis (Common wall lizard) is the source of this 5331-nucleotide messenger RNA. RefSeq names its product uridine monophosphate synthetase (gene UMPS). The record is from RefSeq and is a predicted model, not a curated record. Lineage: Eukaryota; Metazoa; Chordata; Lepidosauria; Squamata; Lacertidae. Gene Ontology annotation, biological process: 'de novo' UMP biosynthetic process; 'de novo' pyrimidine nucleobase biosynthetic process. Gene Ontology annotation, molecular function: orotate phosphoribosyltransferase activity; orotidine-5'-phosphate decarboxylase activity.
GGCGACUGACCCGGCGCGCGCUGUUCUCCGUACGUGCGCGCGAGAGCCUCGAAGGAUGGAAGCGUUAGCCUCGGAGCUGUACGGCGUGCAGGCGGUGCGCUUCGGCGAGUUCGUGCUCAAGAGCGGCCUCGUCUCCCCGGCCUAUGUCGACCUGCGCGUCAUCGUGUCGCACCCGGCCCUGCUCAACAAGGUAGCAGGUUUCCUUUUUCAAACAGCAAAGGAUGCUGCAAUCAAGUAUGACACUGUGUGUGGGGUCCCAUACACGGCUUUGCCCCUGGCUACAAUCAUCUGCUCAACCAACCAGAUCCCAAUGCUUAUACGGCGAAAAGAAGCUAAAGAUUAUGGUACCAAACGUCUUGUGGAGGGGACUAUAAACUCAGGAGAAACAUGUCUGAUCAUUGAAGAUGUAGUUACCACUGGUUCAAGUGUUCUGGAGACAGCAGAGACCCUUCGGAAAGAGGGGUUGAAGGUUACAGAUGCUAUAGUGCUUUUGGACAGAGAGCAAGGAGGGGGAGCCCUGUUGGAGAAGCAUGGCAUACGCCUACACUCAGUAUGCACCUUAUCUAAAAUUCUCAAGAUCCUUGAGCAGCAGGAAAAAGUUUCUCCUGAGAUGGUGGCAAGAGUAGAAAAAUUCAUCCAGGAGAAUAUUAUUAAACCACCUGAGCAAAAUGGUACUCCUCCCGUGAAAAGAAUGUGCAAAGAAAUGAGCUUUGCUGCUCGGGCUGAACUGCCAGACACUCAUCCCCUCGCUGCACAACUUCUCAGGCUGAUGGAGAAAAAGCAGUCUAAUUUGUGUCUUUCUGCUGAUGUGACUAACUCCAAAGAAUUGCUCCAGCUUGCUGCGACUUUGGGCCCUUCCAUCUGUAUCUUGAAGACUCACAUUGAUAUUCUGGAUGAUUUCACCCAAGAAAUAGCCAAGGAGUUGAGAGCACUUGCAGAUAAGCAUGAAUUCUUGAUAUUUGAAGAUCGCAAGUUUGCAGACAUUGGAAAUACUGUGAAGCAUCAAUAUGAAGGUGGUAUUUUCAAAAUAGCAUCCUGGUCAGAUAUAGUUAAUGCUCAUGCUGUUCCUGGACCUGGAGUUGUUAAGGGGUUGAAAGAAAUAGGGCAUCCUUUACAGAGAGGGUGUCUCUUGAUCGGUGAGAUGAGCUCAGAAGGGUCGCUGGCCACUGGUGACUAUACAAAAGCUGUGGUUAAAAUGGCUGAGGAACACUCAGAUUUUAUUCUGGGAUUUAUUUCUGGCUCCAGAAUUAUUGACAAACCUGAAUUUCUUCAUCUGACUCCUGGUGUUCAGAUGCUGGCUGGAGGUGAUAAGCUUGGGCAGAAGUACCUCAGUCCUCAGGAAGUGAUUGGUAAAAGAGGUUCGGAUAUCAUCAUUGUCGGCCGUGGUAUCUUAUCUGCGCCCAGUCGCCCAGAUGAAGCAGAGAGUUAUAGGAAAGUAGCAUGGGAAAGCUACUUGCAGAGAAUUGGUGUCAGUGCACAAAAAUAGCACAACUGCUGUGUUUCGUUAAGCAAGCCAAAUUCUAGAAGCAGGAAGGAUUGAGAAGGUAAUUCUUUGUUGUUAUUUUGCCUAAUGAAUGUUGUUGUAUGUUCAAAUUUUGCUAUAAAGUUAUUUGAGAAUCAGUACAGAAAUUGUAAAUUUUGACUCUGAAUUCAAACAGCUGCGUGUCGUCCGCUAUCCCAUUUUUAAAAACACUUUAAAGGGCUUUUAAAAAAAAACUCCAGUGGUUUUGCGAAACACAGAGCCAUAAAGAUUGUGAGAAAAGAAAAAGCUGAGCAAAUCCUGAUCACGUUGCUUUUGCAGUUGUUGAAAGUACUUAGUUGCUGUUCUCAGUUGUGUUAAAAUGUAAGGACUGAGUGUGAUAGGGCGCUAGGCCCUCUUCCACAGAGCAGUUUCUCCAUCCAGCAUCUGGUGCUUUAGAUCAUGAUGUGAAAUACAUUUCAAAAUCUUGCUCAGGUGCAGGAAUUGUGUGCCUUAGGUAUUAAUAUACUUGUGUUCUACGUGGAGAUGAUGCAUUCCAUUAAUGAUCUGCUACCUCAAAGCACAUUCGGGAUCCUUGCUUCUCUAAUAAUUGCCUCACUGGUAAAAUGCAGUGGUUGUCACAACAAUAAAGUCAACUUCAAAAAGACUAUGUUUAAAUGGUAUGCGAAUGGGAAGGUCUUUUUGUACAUUAAAUACUCUGGAUGAUACUCAGUGGCAUGGAUAUCCUUUUCCCCCUGAGCCCCCCCAAAUCUGCCAUGAAAUGUCCCCAACCCUCUGGAGUAGAGGAAGGGCAAGUUCACUGUGAGCAGAAGUAUGUUCCACUUGCAGACAAGACAGAGUUGGGUGUCAACAUAUGCUUUUGUAAAUGUCAAGCUCUUCUAGAACAUUUGCAUCCUAUUUGUCUUGGCUUAGAAAGAAAUGUGUAUCAUUGUAUAAAAUUUAAGCCACCAGAGGGUGCUAUAACCCUUUGUGUUUUUCAAAAGUGUCUUUACUUAGGGUUGCCAUGCACCCGGAAUUUCCCAGACAUAUUUGGAAUACCGCAUUCGUCAGCAGUGUCUGGGCAGAAAUCGCCCAACUGGGAAAAUCUGGACAUAUGGCAGCCCAUGUCGACAAUGCCAAUUUGGCCAAUUUUUCCUUAAAAUAACUGCAAAAUACAAUUUUUUUGCAAUCUUGCCAGAAAAAGCACAACUUUUCUGUCUGGAUUUUCACUGUUUGAAAUAUGGCAACCCUACUUUACAUAGACUUGUUUAUUACUGUUUGGUCUUCCACAAUAACUGCCGAGAACUAAAAAAUUAAACUUACCUAUUGUUUAGGACUUGGCAACCAUUUUUGCUGGAAUAUAAAUGUGAAAGCAGUUGUCUGCUGUACGAAAUAUUUGUCAUUUGUGCUGCUUUGGAACAAAAUAGACAAAUGCAGAUGUACUGUUCUCCUAACCAUCUUUAGGUUCAUGUAGGCUCAGCACUACUCUUACCAUCUAUUUGAGUUGCACCCCCUUUCUGCCAUUGUCUGUGUAUUCAGUGUAAUAUCUGUGUUGAUAUAAGACAGUUGAUGGGUCUAGCCAUACUUUUAACAUUUCCCUAGAGCAAUGGUAGGCAGAGAGCAUUUUUAAAUGUGCCUGCAUCACUCAUAUGGGUUGGUGUGAGAAAAUGAGAAGAGAAAAUAGAUACUCCUGAAAAGCAAUAGUUGGAGAUGAUUGAGAGGGAAGUGUCCAAGGCUGUCCCAAGUAUAAAUUACUGUUUAAUUGAAGUAGUAGAUAUUUAACAGAAAAGAACUGAGUUUUCACUUCAGAAAACAAAAAAGGGGAGUUCUGUUUUGACAAAAUGAUAGUUGGAUCUCCUUUGUUUUGUUGCACAUACCUCCUUCAUUUAGAUCGGACUUAUUGUUAGCAUACAUUACUAUUUGUAUGUGCUUGGCCUUAAUUGGCAUGGUUUUGGAAGCGGCCAAGGGAACAAUGCUUUUCAUUCAGGCACAUCUCUGUAAAGAAAUCUGUGUCCAGGGUUAAUGUCUCCUAUAAUCUCUAAUUUUACAUUCCCUGGCUUCCUUCCAUAUGUUAGCAACAUGAGAACUAGGUCACAAUUUGUUUGUGUGGUUUUUUAAAAAACUCAUAAUAUACCAUAGGCAUUGCUAGCUGAGGCAGUGAAUGAAUUACACAGAGACGGGCGCUGGAUGUGCUAACCUCUGCUAGUUUAUAAAGCAACUUGAAUUUCUUAAUUGUAUCUUUUUCGUAAAAGAAGGGUGUUUUUUUAAGUGGCUAGAUUUGACUUUUAUACAUUGAAGCUGAUGCAGUCUUUGGCGUUGUGGUCAUCAGGUGAUAUUUCUUGUUAGACUGGUUGCUUGGCAAACUUCUGUGCCAAGGAAGGGAAAUGCAGUAGCUUAAUGAUGGCAAAAAUAUUCAUUCUGCAGUUAUUUACUGGCUUGCAGUACUUGUUGAAGAACCAAAUCCAUCAGAGAUUGUUACUUCAUUCAAUACUAGGCACUGAGCCAACUACCCCAAUAACAGUGAUUCUCCAUAUCUGGCUGUUAUUGAAAUGCUCAUUACAGAUUAUUAUAGGAAUGACACAAACACUUGAUAGCCAUUUAAAUUCUGUAGUUCUGUCCCAUUCUCUGUUGAAGUGUUCAACGGCCAUUUCAUUCAGAAUGUGUAAGUGGCAUGAGGGGCUUUGCAGUACCUAAUUGUUGUAGUCUUCAAGUUUCCACCCCACCUUUAAUUUGGCUGCUUUACACUUUCAUUUUGAGAUGAAGCUGGAGCCAGUUUAUUUUAACAGUGAAGGACAAUUUCAGCCUUUUGUAAUGUGGCCCUUUAUCACUGUAAUCUGUUAUAUACAACCUUUCUUUGCUGUUAGCCAAACAGUGCUUUUCCACUAUCUCCAGCCACUAUGACAUGUAAGAGACAACUUUAUUUGUGUGAGUGAAUUAGUUAAUGUGGUUAAGAUGGAAAGUUCAUAAGUUCUAGUAUGUCAGGUAAUUGUACAACUCUUCUCAUUCCUCCAUCAAUCCUGGCUUUGAUUGAUGAGUGUUCUAUUUUUACAUGCCAUGGGCUGUUCUCUUAUUGGUUAUGUUGCCAUUAUAAAGCCUUUAGAGGCCUUGAGGGAAAGGUGGCGUAUAAAAUGUUAAAUAAACACAGUUUGAUGCUGGGUAGCAGAUAGUAAUUGUGUUCAUUGUAGCAAGCUUAAACAGCCUAUUGGUCUAUGUCUGCACCUACUGCUCCAGCAGGAAAUGAAAAUAACUUUGUUUUCUCCUGGCAAAUGCAUUUUGUGGCCUGUAAGGGUGAGAAUGAGAGAAUCAGUGGUAGCUUGGCUAGCCUUUAUUUAUUUUAUGUUGCCUUCUGCACUGAGGCUGUGAUACAACAGUCUCUUAAGUUACCAUAAGAAAUAGAUAUACUCUAAUCCUCAAGAAUAUCAGUUUCUUUCUUUUUUUAAAUUGGAGGUUUGUUUUACAGGCUCAACUAAUGGAGAUGCUUCCAGGCAUUAGGCUACACAAUUAGAGAUAAGUUGUAGCCUUAAAUUCAUACUUGAUGUAUCUACACUGCACAUGUAGGUGUUGGGAGUGAUAGUUUAACUGGGAAGUUUAAGAAACUGUCAUUAAAGUCCUAACAAAAUUCAGCUUGCAGCUGCCUGCUAUAUUGAAACUGGACAAUGUUUGCAGUAAUAUUGUAUGUACAAGGGAAGUGUAUAGACCCUUAUUUUUUAUAACUGCAGAGUCACGAAAUGUUUUGAGCACUGUUCUUUCCCCAGUCAUUGCAAGAACUUGAAGCAGCACUUCAUUAAAAUCAUAUUUGGGUUUGUGAUAAUGGUCUUUGUGUGCUUAAGAUCUUUCAUACAUGUCAUAUUAAACCUGAGCUGCUACUGUGA